AUGAUGGACAAUGCCACUUGCCAUGUCGUCUACGUGAACCGCCAGGUUCGCCAGGACAGGCUUAUCCGACCUAACACGCAAAAUGAUCAGCCACUAGACGCUGCCGACUCCGUCGUGCAGGAGGAUGAUGAUAUUCAGAAGGAUGCAGAUCUGCUACUGGACACUUUUGGAGAAGGCUCGGCCUGCAUAUCCACCCUCUUCCAGCUUUCGGACGAGUCUAUGAUGGACCUUACGCCAACUCUGGUUCUAAUUGAUGUGCCCCACGACGAACGGCUACCCAGAAUCCGGUCUCGGUCUAGAUCACCAUCGCCGCACUCCCGCCCGACUACCGCUGACAUCAACAUUCACACUCCCGAGGAGGAUGUCUACGGCCUCAAAUUGCUGCAAAGGAUCAUGACCGAGUCGCAUCUGCGCAGCUUAUCAAAGCUGAUCGUGCCGAUACCCAUUGUGAGCUUUUCGCCUACCGAGUAUGGUAGCGCAACGAUUCCGGCUAGCGACGAUGCGAAACCCAAGUCUUCGGCGUCAGUGGACCGACGCCUGAUCAUUCGGUGCCUAGACCUAGGAGCCGUGGACGUCAUCAUCAGCCCUUUACACCUCAAAUGCAUCACGAGUCUCGAGAUCCAUGCUUAUCGGGCGCAUAAGGAUGCGGCCCGUGAACAGCAGGAAAUGCUCGAAGUACGGCGCGGCAGAAAACGGUCAUGGGUUGGGGUGAACGAGGAGAAACCGUUUUCCUACCUCAGGGAAGCCAUGGUAUCCGGUCUCAUGAGAGGCAUCUGUCGGUCAGGCGCGGAUUCUGACGACGAUCGGAUCUCCAACGUUAGCAUUGCCGUUUCCACGGAUCGCCAAGCUGCUGUCGCUGCCGCCGUUGGUCAGUGGCACUUUUGCGCGCACAGUUUCACAGAUGACGAGCUCCUUGUUGCGGCCAUGGUGAUGUUCAAGCAUGCCUUGACAAUGCCCGAGUUGGAUCGCUGGCGGAUACCGACAGACCAACUCAUAAGCUUUCUGGUCGCUUGCCGGGCUGCAUACAACAAUUUUGUCCCUUAUCAUAACUUCCGCCAUGUUGUUGAUGUUCUACAGGCUACUUUUCACUUCCUGGUUCGUGUUGGUAUUCUUGCGCCAUAUCCCGCCGAUCCCUUGGUGGAUCAAGAUCCACCGCAGAGCUCCCCAAUGGCAAAGCUACUCCAUCCGUUUGACGGCUUGACGCUUUUGAUUACGGCAAUCGGACAUGAUGUAGGCCACCCAGGUGUCAACAACGGAUUUUUGGUCACUCUCAAUGCCCCUCUGGCACAGUUGUACAAUGAUCGAUCCGUGCUCGAGUCGUUCCAUUGCGCCGCCUACUCACAGAUCCUUCGGCGAUAUUGGCCAAGCGCUUUCGAAGAUACCAAGAUGCGGCACCUCAUGAUCAGCUCCAUCCUUGCCACGGACAUGGGCCUGCACUUUGAUUACAUGAAAAGGCUCGGAGAUACCCAGGACAAACUGGACGUCGACAACACAACUGAUGGUUGGAAUGGUCGUAUGCAAGAGGAGCAAAAGGCUCUCGUAUGCUCACUUCUCAUCAAGUGUGCAGACAUCAGCAACGUGGCAAGGAAGCACGAGACCGCACUGAAGUGGAUGUACAUUCUUUCGGACGAGUUCUCUCGACAAGCUUCCAUGGAGAGUGAGCUAGAAAUUACGUCGUCUCUCCUGUCGCCUCCGAAGAAGGACUUGAUCUCACUGUCUAAGGCCCAGCUGAGCUUCAUGAACCUAUUCGCCAUCCCUCUUUUCCAGGGAGUGGCGGACAUAUUGCCAGCAAUGAAAUACACAGUUGACGAGCUCGAAAUCAAUAAAGGUCUUUUCGAGCAACGGAUCAGGGAAGAGCAGGCGAAGGAGGAUCCUAUCCGCAAGAGACUUUUGCGCAACGACGGCGCCUUCUCCCCACGAACUAUGAGUUUGGCCGGCGGGCCUGAAGGAAGCAGAGACUCCAUGACCCCGCGGGUGACGACGCCUCUGACCGAGCUUACCAUGCCGCCCCCGCUGCUUGACGACUUGAAGCAGGAAGAUGAUGGGCUGUCCCAGGGGCCAGCGGGCUCGGAGCACACGACAGCGCUCAUCACUGAUAUGCCGGAGCCGGAGGACCCUAAGGAGGUGAACGGCAUCGUGACGUCUUUUGAUUCCGUGGCGGACUUUGCAGCAAGCGAUCCAUUCCACUGCAGGGACAGGGCUAGUAGUUCGCCGGACAAUCAUCACGGCCAUAACGGCAAGCAGCGGUGCAGCGAGACGACGGACGGCAGCACUACGGGCCCGUACACUGGGGACUGGGCCUCACAGGCAACGAGUGCCACCACCGGAAAGAUGCCUCUGUCGCCGAGCACUCAAGGCACUAGCAUUGUCAGCAGAGAGUCGACGGAGCAGCUUCCAGGCGUACCCACGAUCUCGGAGCCAAAGCCAUUCGCCGAAGUCAAGCCCGAGUCUACGUUCCUGGAUCACGACGCCAACGGACCUCACUACGACGCCAACGGCUCUCACUUGUCGAACGGGUCUUUGGGCAAAACAGAAGGCGGCAAGGUUGUGAAGAAGAAAUCUAGUAGAUUCCGCAUGAAUGCCUUCCAGUUCUUUCGGCGGAACCGAGCGUCGAGCCCGUCCAUGUCAGCGGCCGACGCAGCCACCUGA
This is a messenger RNA of Colletotrichum costaricense, 2649 nucleotides long. Its product is annotated as 3'5'-cyclic nucleotide phosphodiesterase. The record is from RefSeq and is a predicted model, not a curated record. Gene Ontology annotation, molecular function: 3',5'-cyclic-GMP phosphodiesterase activity; 3',5'-cyclic-AMP phosphodiesterase activity. The transcript has 4 exons. NCBI's taxonomy places the organism in Eukaryota, Fungi, Ascomycota, Sordariomycetes, Glomerellales, Glomerellaceae. Bases 1 to 2649 code for a protein of 882 amino acids. Gene Ontology annotation, biological process: cGMP catabolic process.